GCGCCGGUGGGAGCCCCACGCGCCGCCGGAGGUGAGGAGGCGGCGGCCACGACCUCUGUGCCAGGGUCUCCGGGUCUGCCUGGGAGCCGCAGUGCAGAACGGGCCCUAGAGGAGGCCGUGGCCACAGGGACCCUGAACCUGUCUAACCGGCGCUUGAAGCACUUCCCCCGGGGCGCGGCCCGCAGUUAUGACCUGUCAGACAUCACCCAGGCUGACUUGUCCCGGAACCGGUUUCCUGAGGUGCCUGAGGCAGCAUGCCAGCUGGUAUCCUUGGAGGGCCUGAGCCUCUACCACAACUGCCUGAGAUGCCUGAACCCAGCCUUGGGGAAUCUCACAGCCCUCACCUACCUCAACCUCAGCCGAAACCAGUUGUCAUUGCUGCCACCCUAUAUCUGCCAGCUGCCCCUGCGGGUGCUCAUUGUCAGCAACAACAAGCUGGGAGCCCUGCCUCCUGACAUCGGCGCCUUGGGAAGCCUGCGACAGCUUGAUGUGAGCAGCAAUGAGUUGCAGUCCCUCCCUGCAGAGCUGUGUAGCCUCCCUUCCUUGCGGGAUCUUAAUGUGCGGAGGAACCAACUCAGCACCCUGCCUGAUGAGCUGGGGGACCUUCCUCUUGUCCGUCUGGAUUUCUCCUGUAACCGUAUCUCCCGCAUCCCGGUCUCCUUCUGCCGCCUCAGGCACCUGCAAGUUAUUCUGCUGGACAGCAACCCCCUGCAAAGCCCUCCUGCUCAGAUCUGCCUGAAAGGGAAACUUCAUAUCUUCAAGUACUUGUCCACUGAGGCUGGGCAGCGUGGGUCUGCCCUGGGGGAUUUGGCCCCUUCUCGCCCCCCAAGUUUCAGUCCUUGCCCUGCUGAGGAUUUAUUUCCGGGACGUCGGUAUGAUGGCGGACUGGACUCGGGCUUCCACAGUGUUGACAGUGGCAGCAAGAGGUGGUCUGGAAAUGAGUCCACAGAUGAAUUUUCAGAGUUGUCAUUCCGGAUAUCGGAGCUGGCUCGAGAGUCUCGGGGUCCAAGAGAACGGAAGGAGGAUGGCUCUGCUGAUGGAGACCCUGAGCAGAUUGACUUCAUUGACAGCCAUGUCCCUGGGGAGGAUGAAGAACGAAGUGCUGCUGAGGAGCAGCGGACACCUGAAUUAAGCUCUGUGACAGGGGAUGGAGAGAGGGCACCUGGCACCAGGCGGGAGGAGCCAGCUGGGGAAGAACGGCGGCGCCCAGAUACCUUGCAGCUGUGGCAGGAACGGGAGCGGCAGCAACAGCAGCAACAGCAGCAGCAGCAGAGCGGGGUGUGGGGGGUCCCCAGGAAGGACAGUUUUCUGAAGCUGGGGUCCAGGGCUGCUGGGGGUGGUGUUGCCGCUUCGUCUACCCAGGCCACCUAUAACGGCAUGCCCAAGUCUAAUGUCACCCAGCUGGGAGCUUCAGGGGGUCAGGGAGCCCAUGCCACUGUCCCCACCUCGCAGGAGCCCCUUCCUAUAGCAGAACCAGCGACAACACCUGCUCCCCGGCCACUUGGCUCCAUUCAGAGACCAAACAGCUUCCUCUUCCGCUCUUCUUCUCAGAGCGGCUCAGGCCCUUCCUCACCAGACUCUGUCUUGAGACCUCGGCAAUCCCCCCAGGUUCCAGACAAAAAGGAAUUAAUGGCUCAACUGCGCCAGAUCCUUGAGUCACGGCUGCAGAGGCCCCUGUCAGAGGACCUGGCUGAGGCCCUGGCCAGUGGGGUCAUCCUCUGUCAGCUGGCCAACCAGCUGCGACCCCGCUCUGUGCCCUUCAUUCAUGUGCCCUCACCUGCUGUGCCAAAACUUAGUGCCCUCAAGUCACGGAAGAAUGUGGAGAGUUUCUUAGAAGCCUGUCGGAAAAUGGGGGUUCCUGAGGCUGACCUGUGCUCGCCCUCGGAUCUCCUCCAGGGCACCACCCAGGGGCUGCGGACCACAUUGGAGGCUGUGAAGUGGGUGGGGGGCAAGGCCCCCCCACCCCUCUGGCCCCCUGCUGGUCUGGGCGGCUUCAUCUUCUUCUACGUGGUCUUCAUGCUGCUGCUCUGUGUCGUCUACACUCGGCUCCUGGGUUCCUAGGACCCGAAGUUACCCUUCCCCAACCCCUGUUCUAUUUAUAAGACUCCUGCUCAGUCCCUUUUCCCUACCGGCAGUGCCUUCAGCCCCUACCAAAGACACUAGUGAACCCUUCUUUUACAGACACUGACCUCAGAGGCCCCACUCUGGUGUCCCCAGACCCUGGGCCCCCAGCCUCUGGCCUCCCUCCAAUAGCCCUUCACAUGUCCUCACUCUCAGUGCUGAUGGUGCCUUCGUGCCCUCUCUGCCCCUGCCCUCUGUUCCCUCGGAGGGCUAGCAGGAGCUUGAAUCUUGCCCUUCCUCUUGCUCCUGCCCUCUCCCUCCCAUGGCUGGCUGCUAUGGGGGCUAAAUUAUCUCUGUUUUGUAGAGAAUUCUUAUUUGUAGGGGAUGCAAGGGCCCAGGCUGGGUUCCUGUCCCUGUGUAUAAACUGUACAGACUGUG
Messenger RNA from Tupaia belangeri chinensis (Chinese tree shrew), 2499 nucleotides. RefSeq names its product leucine rich repeats and calponin homology domain containing 4 (gene LRCH4). The annotation marks the transcript as partial. The record is from RefSeq and is a predicted model, not a curated record. Gene Ontology annotation, cellular component: cytoplasm. Lineage: Eukaryota; Metazoa; Chordata; Mammalia; Scandentia; Tupaiidae. The transcript has 18 exons. Gene Ontology annotation, molecular function: protein binding.